CAUCCCCGUCGUGGUGCGCUAUGGCUGGAGGACCUUACUUAUCGCCGUUACCCGGCGAUCUUUUAUCGGAAUACAUGUUUGGUAGACGUAGACAGAGAAGAAACCGAACGACAUUUACGCCACAACAGCUACAAGAACUCGAAAGCCUUUUCCAGAAAACUCAUUAUCCGGACGUAUUUUUAAGAGAAGAAGUAGCUCUUCGAAUUAAUCUUUCUGAAGCUCGUGUACAGGUAUGGUUUCAAAAUCGCAGAGCUAAAUGGCGCAAACACGCACGGCUUCAAAUUAUUCAAGACGCGUGGAGAAUUCGUUGCAUGGGUUUGAACACACAAUCGCUUUUAUUGAGUCGACAAACAUCCGAGGGAACGACUCAAUUGGCAGACGAUAAAGAACCUCCACCAACGCCUCCUACCCAAUCGACUGUAGUAUCAUCACCUACCCAUGUACCGGGAAGUUACAGAAUGCUUCAAAAUUUUCAAGUAACAGAAAGACCGCCAAUAGUUGGACCGCCAACAAAAACAGUUACUACUAAAUUGUUCUGCCCGUAUUCUUCUACUGAAAAUGAAAUUUCGAAUAGACGUUCAGCUCAUCAAGACAGUAGGUCUGAUAUGAAUGGAAACCUAUCUUUAAUGGUAGGCUCUGUGGAUUUAACAUGCUCAAAAUCUCGGUCUACCAGUCCUGAAGAAGAAAAUGACAUAAAUGUAAAUGAUUAAAUAUAUUUUAAUCAGAAUAAAUAUUUCAGAAAAACAAAAUGCAAAUUACUUUUAAUUUAAG
Melanaphis sacchari is the source of this 771-nucleotide messenger RNA. RefSeq names its product retinal homeobox protein Rx-B-like. The coding region runs from base 21 to 710 and encodes 229 amino acids. Gene Ontology annotation, molecular function: DNA-binding transcription factor activity, RNA polymerase II-specific; RNA polymerase II transcription regulatory region sequence-specific DNA binding. The transcript has 6 exons. The record is from RefSeq and is a predicted model, not a curated record. Gene Ontology annotation, biological process: regulation of transcription by RNA polymerase II. Lineage: Eukaryota; Metazoa; Arthropoda; Insecta; Hemiptera; Aphididae.